Molecule: messenger RNA, 915 nt
Organism: Candidozyma duobushaemuli
Lineage: Eukaryota; Fungi; Ascomycota; Pichiomycetes; Serinales; Metschnikowiaceae
Exons: 1
Coding region: 1-915 (304 amino acids)
Cellular component (GO): nucleus
Source: RefSeq, a predicted model, not a curated record
AUGGAUGACCUGUAUACGGGCGAUAUCAACUCCACACUUCUACUCCGUUCUUCUUCAACAUCGAGAAAACUAUCGAACACAGACGGAUUCGCCACUCAAAAAUACGUUCAGCUGAAUCAGCAACUCAAGAAAUCCCCACACCCAAGAGUUCAUCUUCUUAUCGCCCCUGUAAGACAACUUUUCACUGACCCAAAAACAUCACAUACUAUCAAUAUGUCCUGUGAAAAUGAACACAUUCACGGCCAUAGCCAUGGCGAUGGCGACGGAGACGACCACGUUCCACCAAUUCCCACUUCAAUUGCGUCCCUGCUCAAUCUGAAAGUCGAUUUGCCCCAUGUCACAGCACUUAAUCUUGAAAACAAGCCUGAAGACUUGGCCAAGCUAUUUAAAGACUCUAACACCCGCUACAGCCUCCAGCCGGUAUUGAAGCUGGACGCAGACGAACAGCUUAUCUUGCACGUGCCGUUUUUGAACGGAUCUGUGAAACUUCACUCCAUAAUCCUCAGAACAAACGGAGACAAGUUCUGUCCAAAGUCCAUCAAAUUGUGGAAGAACAACAGAGAUAUCGACUUUGACAAUGUUGAUCUGGUCAAGCCGCUCCACAAGCUCGAGCAUCCUCAUGUCGGGGUGAACUACAACGACGAUGAUGACGAAAUACCAGAGGUUUUGGAGGAUGAUGCUGAUUUUGUAGAGCACCACGUUCCCAGGCACAUUUUCACGGGCAUCCAGCAUUUGACGUUGUUUUUCGAGGAUAUCUACGGAGACGAGGAGCAGACGCAUUUGCAUUCCAUUGAGCUUCGGGGAGAGUUUACGGAGCUUACGAAGGACCCUGUGGUGACAUUAUAUGAACUGGCACCCAAUCCAGCAGACCACAAGGUUGCAGAGACCACAACACAGAUGCAGAGCUUCCAUUGA